This is a messenger RNA of Photinus pyralis (common eastern firefly), 2093 nucleotides long. RefSeq names its product bifunctional purine biosynthesis protein PURH. Gene Ontology annotation, molecular function: phosphoribosylaminoimidazolecarboxamide formyltransferase activity; IMP cyclohydrolase activity. NCBI's taxonomy places the organism in Eukaryota, Metazoa, Arthropoda, Insecta, Coleoptera, Lampyridae. Gene Ontology annotation, biological process: 'de novo' IMP biosynthetic process. Gene Ontology annotation, cellular component: cytosol. The transcript is spliced from 5 exons. The record is from RefSeq and is a predicted model, not a curated record. Bases 229 to 2010 code for a protein of 593 amino acids.
ACUUGGCAUUGGCAACGUAGCGGCUGCAAUCACAUGUUUUUUAUUUUGUUUGAAUUUCCAAUGCCGCUUUUUUAUUUUAAAAUUCUUCUUUUCAACUGAAAUUUUUCCAUUCUGCCCAUUAACGCAACUUACGACGUCAAGCAGAGCCCACUUUGUGGCAGGAAUAUCACUUAUCAUUGACCUUUUGAUAACACCAGUUUAUUGAGGUAGCAACUCUUAAAUUGGAACAUGGCUUGCAGUGGACCUCUAGCUCUUAUUUCUGUCUCUAAUAAGACCGGCCUAAUCGAGCUGGGUAAAAAUCUGCAGAGAUUAGGAUUUACAUUGGUGGCCAGCGGUGGUACUGCGAAGAGUCUUCGUGAUGCUCAACUGUCAGUCAAGGAUGUAUCUGAUAUAUCAGGUGCGCCAGAAAUUUUGGGUGGACGAGUAAAAACCCUACACCCGAGUGUGCACGGGGGAAUUUUAGCCAGGCUUACACCAUCGGAUCAGGCUGAUUUGCAAAAACAGAAUAUUGAAUUAAUUCAGCUGGUCGUUUGUAAUUUGUACCCGUUUGUGGAGACGGUCUCGAAACCGGAUGUUACUGUGGCAGAUGCAGUGGAGAAUAUCGACAUUGGAGGAGUUACCCUUCUGAGGGCGGCUGCGAAAAAUCACGAUCGUGUUACAAUAAUUUGCGACCCGAGCGAUUAUGCUCAAGUCAUUGAGGAAAUUCAGAACUCAUCCACCAGAGAUACAACUUUGGCUACAAGGCAGAGAUUAGCUCUUAAAGCAUUCACUCAUACUUCGGAAUAUGAUCUCGCAAUAUCCGAUUACUUCCGCAAACAAUAUUCCAAUGGUGUAUCUCAAUUAACUCUGCGCUAUGGAAUGAACCCGCAUCAGAAACCUGCACAGAUUUAUACAACAUUGGAACACUUACCACUGACUGUCAUUAACGGCUCUCCUGGCUUUAUAAAUUUAUGUGAUGCUCUGAAUGGCUGGCAACUCGUUCGUGAAUUAAAAUGUGCCUUAAAAUUACCUGCUGCUACUAGCUUUAAGCAUGUUUCUCCGGCUGGUGCUGCUGUUGGGGUCCCUCUGUCCAGUGAACAAGCAAAACUUUGCAUGGUAGACGACAUCUGGGAUCAAUUAACACCAUUGGCGACCGCAUACGCGAGAGCGCGCGGAGCAGAUCGCAUGUCAUCGUUCGGUGAUUUUGUCGCACUCUCCGAUACCUGCGAUUAUCCGACGGCUCGUUUGAUAUCGCGCGAAGUUUCCGAUGGUAUCAUUGCACCCAAUUACACGAAGGAAGCAUUGGAGCUGCUAAAAAAGAAAAAAGGGGGCGCGUAUUGUGUUUUACGCAUAGAUCCGGAUUAUGUUCCUAGUCCUGUUGAACGUAAAGUUUUGUUUGGUUUAACUAUGGAACAACAACGUAACAACGCAGUUAUUGAUGAAAAUCUUUUCACUAAUAUAGUGUCCUUGCACAAGCACCUUCCCGAAUCGGCGAUACGCGACUUGAUUGUGGCUACUAUUGCUUUGAAAUAUACACAAAGUAACUCUGUGUGUUAUGCUAAAGACGGACAAGUUAUUGGUAUCGGUGCUGGUCAACAGUCCCGCAUACACUGCACUAGAUUGGCCGGGGAUAAAGCGGAUAAUUGGUGGUUGAGACAACAUCCCAAAGUUAUAGGAAUGAAGUUUAAAAAAUCCGUUAAACGAGCCGAGAUAUCAAAUGCGAUCGAUAACUAUGUCAAUGGUACUGUUGGUAAAGAUAUGGAUUUGGGGGUGUGGCAAGCAAUGUAUGAAGAGGUGCCAUCGCAACUUACAGAAGCCGAAAAGACGGAAUGGAUUAGUUGUUUGAAAGAUGUUUGUUUGGGAUCAGAUGCAUUCUUUCCUUUUCGCGAUAAUAUCGACAGGGCCAGAUUGAGUGGAGUCAAUUAUAUUGGGAGCCCAGCAGGAUCUACAAACGACGAGGAAGUUAUUCGAGCUUGUAAUGAGCACAAGAUAACUAUGGUUCAUACUAAUCUUCGUCUCUUCCAUCACUAAACGUACAUAUGUAGUUUGAAUAUUUUAUAUAAUUUUAUAAUAUACAUGCAGUUAUUGUAUAAUUACAAGAUGUCAUAGCAGGA